This is a messenger RNA of Nicrophorus vespilloides, 861 nucleotides long. It is a transcript of the gene mRRF1, whose product is annotated as ribosome-recycling factor, mitochondrial. The coding region runs from base 82 to 855 and encodes 257 amino acids. Gene Ontology annotation, molecular function: ribosomal large subunit binding. The transcript has 5 exons. Lineage: Eukaryota; Metazoa; Arthropoda; Insecta; Coleoptera; Silphidae. Gene Ontology annotation, cellular component: mitochondrion. Gene Ontology annotation, biological process: translation. The record is from RefSeq and is a predicted model, not a curated record.
GUUAACCUACAACAGAUAUGUUUAUAGUUGUUUCAGGUUAAUUGUAUAUAGACUUAUUUUUAUAUAAUCUUAAGUGAAAAUAUGUUGUGUUCGAGGCUUUUAUUGCAUUGCGCAAGGACAACGCGUUUGAGCAGUUUGCAGAGCAUAAAAUCAAUACAUUCAAUCAUCAAAUCGAACAACAAUGUUUCGAUCAACUAUCAGACAAGUUUGGCUGUGCAAUCGGUGAGGUUGUAUGCGAAAGGAAAGGACAAAAAGAAAGAUAAAGGUAAAGGAAAAGUGCAAGUGAACGAAAGUCAACUGGGUGAACUCUUCAAUGUGGAAACGCUGAAGAAUCAAAUGGAAAGGAUCGUUGAUUCAAUGAAGGAAGACUUUACAAAGCAUUUAUCGUUGAGAUCAACUGCAGGCUCGAUCGAAUCAAUUCUAGUCAACGUCGAUGGACAGGAGCACACGCUGCAGGAAUUGGCGCAAAUCGUGCGAAAGAACCCGAAGACUAUAGUGGUGAACAUGUCGAUAUUUCCUCAAGCUAUUCCUGCUGCUCUAAAAGCCAUACAGAAAUCAGGAAUGAAUCUUAACCCGCAACAGGAAGGAACUACACUAUACAUACCAGUCCCAAAAGUGACUAAAGAGCAUCGCGAGAAUUUAGCGAAGAACGCCAAAACUAUAUUCAACAAAUGCAGGGAUAACAUCAAGGAUGUUCAGAAUAAACAGAACAAGAGUUUGAAGAGAAAGGAAGGAGUUUCGGUGGAUUUAGCGAGGAAUGCGGAGCAACAGGUAACAGUGAUUGCAGACACGUACAUUGCUCAAGCAGAAAAGAUACUGGAAAGUAAACAGAACGAACUAAUUGGAAAAGAUUAAGUUUUU